This is a messenger RNA of Rhagoletis zephyria (snowberry fruit fly), 1304 nucleotides long. RefSeq lists its product as uncharacterized. Gene Ontology annotation, molecular function: nucleic acid binding. The record is from RefSeq and is a predicted model, not a curated record. Gene Ontology annotation, biological process: DNA integration. NCBI's taxonomy places the organism in Eukaryota, Metazoa, Arthropoda, Insecta, Diptera, Tephritidae.
AUCUUGGAAAAGAAAAAUGUAAAUACGAGCUCGAGAAAUUUUGUUUUGGCCUUUCAUGAGCAAAGAAAUCGAAGACAUGGUAGAUAAUUGCGCAAUUUGCACUAAAUAUAGAAAAGCUAACGUUAAAGAGACUCUAAUAAAUAGGGAGGUCCCGGAUGGACCAUGGCAAACGUUAGGUGUAGACUUAUUUUACUAUCAUGGUUCAGAAUUUCUGCUAAUAGUGGAUUAUUUCAGCAAGUAUGUAGAAGUUGCUAAAUUGCGAGACAUGUCUAGUAGUUCGGUGUUAGCCGUAUUAAAAUCACAAUUUGCUAGACAUGGCAUUCCGUACAUUGUAUAUUCAGAUCCUGGCACCCAACUGAACAGCGUGGAAAUCUUAAAGUUUGCCAAAGAUUGGAACUUCACCUGGAAAACGUCCAGUGCAAAGUAUUCUCAAUCGAACGGAAUGGUUGAAAGGCACAUAGGCACCAUCAAAAGAAUGUUUAACAAACUGGAUGACGAUCCAGGUAAAGAUCCAAAUCUGGCAAUGUUAGAAUACAGAAAUACACCGAUAGGCGAGGGAUUAAAGUCUCCCAAUGAAAUCAUGUUCGGUAGGAAAAUCAGAGGAAUUUUACCUAAUAAAAUAAAUUAUGAAAGAGAAAGAGAGAAUAGAGAAUUUAAAGAGAAAUUAAUUAGUAAACAACUUAGGCAAAAAGACUAUUAUGAUAGAAGUGCCCACAAUUUAAGACCUUUGAAUAUAAAUGAUAAAGUUUACGUAAGGAAAGACUUGAAUAAACCGUUAGUUCCUGCUAGAAUAACUAAGAUCUGCGACAGACCUAGAUCGUAUGAGGUGGAGUUGUCUAGUGGAAAUAAGAUAGAGAGAAAUCGGAGACACUUGUAUGGUCCGACUUAUGAUGACAAUCGGAAAAACGAUGAUCUAUAUGAGGGUCAAAAUACCAAUGUAAAUGAUUUUAAUAGCGAAAGGGCCCAAUUUGAAGCAAGCGAUCCUCCAGAUAGAGACCCAGGAGCUAGCUCGCCUGCUAGAAAAGUAAAUGUAUCGACAGAACCGGCUCCUAGCACAGAUACGCGAACACGGGCGGGUAGGGAGAUUAAACGACCCGAUUACCUAAAAGAUUAUGUGAAAUAAUUAAAUGAUUAUCUAAAUUAUUACAUUAAACAAUGUUAUGAUUAUCUGAAUAAUCAUAUUAAACAAUUUUAUGAUAAUCUGAAUUAUUAUAUUAAACAAUGUAAUGAUUAUCUGAAUUAUUAUAUCAAACAAUGUAAUGAUUAUCUAAAUUAUUAUAUUAAACAAUGUAAUGAUUAUCUAA